Molecule: messenger RNA, 2415 nt
Organism: Closterium sp. NIES-65
Lineage: Eukaryota; Viridiplantae; Streptophyta; Zygnematophyceae; Desmidiales; Closteriaceae
Source: the annotation of a GenBank genome assembly
AUGACGCCGCUGGCGUCUCAGCAACUUUCCUCCCCGCUCCCGCUUCCGCUGCCCCUCCACCAGUGCGCGGUUACGGCCGCCGCUUUUCCGCGCCAUUCCUUCCGCCGCGUCGUGUCCGUCCGCGCGGGCAGUUUCGACCAUCUUUCCUCCGCUUCCGAACCCGCGGGAUCCCCGCUCGCCCAGGGGCGGCGGAGGCGCGGCGGCGGAGCAGCUUCCGCUAACGAUCCAGCGGCUGAAGCGGCGGAAACGGCGGUAGGGUCGCGAGGAGACCCGGUUACAGCGGCGGCGGGGGCAGCGGAUACAGGCGCUGUUGGCGUUGAUCGCAACAGUGAUGGCGACCGUACCGACGGCGGCGGCAACGGCGGCGGCGUCGCGCCGACUAGUCCGCAUCGAAGAGCGGUUCGCGUGCUGAGGGACGCGCCGCCGUCCGACACGACACGGCGGCGCGACGAUGCGGCGCCGGCGGCGGCCGCGGCGCCUGCACCCGCGCGCGGGAAAUAUGCGAGCGGAGCGGGCGCAGCAGGGAGAGGGAGUCGGUACGUGCGGUCGGGCGCUCGAGCCCCCACCGGCGCUGCGGCGCAUGCUGGGGAGACUGCGAGCGCUGGGAGACUGGCGGACGCUGCAGGUGCGCCGGCGCGCCGCUUAGCUGCACACAUGUCUCUCUUGUUUCUCUCACAUUGUUUUCUCCCACGACCUCUCCUCACCUCACCUCCUUUCCUCUUCUUCACACCUCCCCCCCCCCACACCAAAUUCUCAUCUUCCGACUCCCCCGCGCCCACCCUCCUCCGUCCCGUCCGCCUCCUGCUUUCUCCCCAUACACCAACACCGCCCUUCCUCACCAUCCCCGAAACCCUCUUCGCCCUCCCCCUCCUCCCCCUCCCGCUCGCACCCACACCAGACGGCCAUGCCCCGUCCACCGCAGGCGGCCAGCGGCGGCAGGCGGGGGGCGCGCGGAAGGCCUUCCACCCGCGUCCCCUGCGCCCCCUGCGCUCCCCGCGUGCUGCCGCGCACGCAGCCGCCCCUCCAGGUCACGCAGGCGCCUCUUCAUCUUCAGGUGGCGUUGCUGCUGCAGCAGCCGAUGCAGCAGCACAAGGAGCAGCAGCGGCAGCAGCACAUGCACCUGCCCACGUGCCUACAGCAGCCGCCGCAGGAAGGUUGUCUCCUGCUGCAGUGGCCGCGGCUUUUGCCGCUGCGAGCAGUGGCAGCGCCGGGGACGCGGCGGGGUUGGCUGCUGGAGUGGGGAAGGCCGAGCGGAAGGAUGAGGGAGAGGGUGAGGGGAAUGGGGAGGGAAAAGGGGGAGAGGUUGAAGAAACGGCGGAGGGAGACGGGGAAGGAGAGAUGUCUGGAAUAUCUCGUAUGUUUGCGCUGGGUCGAAUGGGUGCGGGGGAGAGCGGGGCAGGGAAGGACAGGGGAACGGGAGGAGGGAGUGAAGGAGGGGGAGGAGGGGGCGGAGUGGAGGACUGGGGAGACAUGGAAUUUGACCAUCGGGUGGAAAUGGACCUAUCAGUGCCUGCUGACGUGGCGUGGCAGCUGUGGGUGGACUUGGAACAGGCGCCCGAGUGGAUGAAAUGGAUUCAACGGGUGGAGCUGCUACCUGCUGGGCACCUGGAGCACUCAGCAGCAGAUAACCUCCUCAGCAGUGAUCUCCUAGCAUCGGGAACAACCACAGCAGAAUCAGAAUCAGAAGCAGGAGCAGGAGCAGGAGCAGAAGCAGGAGCAGCGGGGGCAGCGGGGGCAGCGGGGGCAGCGGGGGCAGCGGGGGCAGCGGGGGCAGAGGGGGCAGCGGGGGCAGCAGGGGCAGCGGGGGCAGCAGGGGCGGCAGCAGCAGAGGCGGGGGGCGAUCUGCAGCACCGCAUACAGCUGUCCCGAUGGAUCUGCUGCACCACUGGCUUUGAGGUACCUAUCCGAUCUGCUUUCACCAUCUGCCUCCAAGCUAUCCCACCCGAUCCGACCGCUCGUCGCCUUAAAUUCAAGCCCUGCUCUGCUCUUGUUGCCCUCCCCGUACCACCUCCUUCCUUCACAUGCAUGCAUGCGCCCUCUCUCAACUCAAAUACCCUCUCCCUUUAUACAUCCUCUUUUGAGAUGCCUCAAAUUGAAGCCCCGCCUCCUCCUCAUCUCAUCCACUUCACAUUUCUCCGUCCACGUCUGUCACUCCCUCUUCUCUGCCCGCAGGUGUCCUGGACAGCCCGUGUGAUGCGGCUAAGUGAUUCGCCGCCCGACCGCGUGCUGACGUGGCAGACAGUGGAGGGCAUUCCCUGCCGCGGACAGCUAGAGUCACUAUCUGACAUCCCCUUGUGCGUGUGUUACUGGAUUGUGUGGUUACCGCAUGGCAUGGCAUGGUCACCACCUGGCAUGGAUACUGCAUGGCAUGGUUACCGCAUGGCAUGGUUACUACAUGGCAUGGUUACCACAUGA